Molecule: messenger RNA, 1121 nt
Organism: Cydia amplana
Lineage: Eukaryota; Metazoa; Arthropoda; Insecta; Lepidoptera; Tortricidae
Product: metaxin-1
Exons: 6
Coding region: 107-1060 (317 amino acids)
Biological process (GO): mitochondrion organization
Cellular component (GO): cytoplasm; SAM complex
Source: RefSeq, a predicted model, not a curated record
UAGUCUAUACGUAAUCGCGAACUCUAUGGCAGUACAAAAAAAAGUUUAUUGAAUGUUAGCAAAAUUUCCAAAAAAUAGUUUUUGAAUAGAUUAUUUACAGAAAAUAAUGGCAAGUAUAGAAUUGGAUAUAUGGAGAGGAGAAUGGGGUCUGGCUUCGAUUGAUUCAGAAUGUCUUAAAGUUUUAACCUAUAUGAAAUUUAUCGGAGUGCCAGUAAAAGUGCGGGAAUCGAACAAUCCGUUUUUCACACCCAAAGGCAGGCUACCAGUCAUGCGCGAUGGACGCACCGUCCUUACUAAUUUUGAAGAAGUUGUUGAUCAUUUAAAAACCUUGCAUUACAGCACAGAUGUCCACUUAAACACCAUGCAGGCAGCCGAAGCCAGUGCCUUUACGCAGUACCUGAGCGAGAAACUUUACCCGGCAUACCAGUUUGCGUGGUGGGUGGAUGAGAAGAACUAUGCAGAUUUGACUCGGCCCACAUAUGCUAAGGCCUUGAGAAUUCCCUUCAACUUCUACUAUCCCUCCAGAUACCAGACAGCAGCUAAAGAGAUGGUUGAUGCACUCUAUGGAGAGCAUACAGACCUUAGAGAAAUAGAAAAAACAAUAUACGGUGAAGCAGAAAAGUGCCUUAAAACCCUGUCAGACAGGCUCGGAGAGAGCGAAUACUUCUUCGGUAACCGGCCGUCCUCAUUCGAUGCCACUGUAUUCGCAUACCUUGCUCCUCUGGUCAAAGCUCCCUUCCCAAAUGCAACGCUUGCUAACCAUGUUAAAGGCAUUGCUAACCUCACUAGGUUCGUUGCGAGGAUAAAUCAGAAGAACUUCAGACAUGUUACUGAUGAAUACAACAGACAGAACGCAAAGCAGCAGUCAACGGGCACUCAGUCCGACCGCGAGGCAGCCAACUUCCCGCACCAGACCCGCAACAAGCUGCUCGCGGCGCUGUUUGCCGCCAUCGCCAUGGCGGGCUACGCGGUGGCCAACGGCAUGUUCCAGGAUCUGAAAGAUUUCGAACACUCCCAAGACUACAGCGAGAUGUUUGAGAAUGACGAAGACGACAACUGACGCGCGUGGGAGCGCUAGCGGCGCCGGCGACGCCCUAGCACCCGCUCUUACCGCUCCUGCU